CUUUGAUCUGAACCAUCCCCUUUAAGGCGGCGCUUACAAAGUGAAACUAAAGACGGCGAGAAAUCGCGAGGGAGAGGGGGGACAGAGAUAGGGAGAGAGAGGGGCGACGGCGAUGGGAGCUCGACUUGGGGAUGGUGCGUUGUGCCGGAGUGCCAGAGCGGUGUACGUGAGCCAGCCCAUGGCCACCUGGUGGUUCCUGCUUGUCCUUCUAGCCGGCUUCACCUGGCACGCGACAGACGGGUUCAAGGUGAUCUGCUCCACCUACCUGAUCCAGGUACAGGUGGGUUCCCAGGUGGUGCUGGAAUGCCAGGUGACGCCAGUGUUGGAGGUGAAGAUGAAGGAGAUACGUUGGACUAAGGAGGGAGCGCUGGUUCACCUCUACCGCUACGGGCAGGAUGAGAAUACCCAGCAGGACGCCAGCUUCCAGGGCAGGACCCACCUGUUCAGCGAAAACUUUGCCCAGGGUAACGUCUCGCUGUUACUGCAGAAUGUCCACCUGUUGGACCGAGGCUUCUUCAACUGCUUCGUGGAGUUUGAGUCCAACCUCAACCACGAUUCUAACGUCGAACUGGACGUACUGAGUCUGGGCGAGCUCCCCUCCGUCAACCUGCUGGAGUACACGGAGGAUGGGGUGCGGCUGGUGUGCGACUCUCAGCGCUGGUACCCGCAGCCCACGGUGGUGUGGAGGCUGCGCCAUGGCGGGGAGGUGUCCCGGCAGCCCGUAACCACGAGCGAGCAGAACGCCAAGAGUUUCUUCAGCGUGAAGAGCAUCGUGGAGGUGACGGCCCACAGUGGCAGCGAUUACCAGUGCCUGAUAACCGGAGCGGACGACAAGCAGAGUGUCUACACCGACUUCCACGUCCCAGAUGAGUUCUUCCCUCGGACGUCCAAGUGGAUGGGCGGAUUUGUGGUCAUUUUCCUGGCUGUCGUGGCAUCGCUUGUUGGACUGGGGCUCCUGAACCGCUGGCUGCAGCGCCACAUACGAGAUCUGGAGAAGCGGGCCGACAAGCAGCG
Leucoraja erinaceus (little skate) is the source of this 1014-nucleotide messenger RNA. RefSeq names its product V-set domain-containing T-cell activation inhibitor 1-like. The record is from RefSeq and is a predicted model, not a curated record. The transcript has 6 exons. The annotation marks the transcript as partial. Lineage: Eukaryota; Metazoa; Chordata; Chondrichthyes; Rajiformes; Rajidae.